Molecule: messenger RNA, 1635 nt
Organism: Phaeoacremonium minimum UCRPA7
Lineage: Eukaryota; Fungi; Ascomycota; Sordariomycetes; Togniniales; Togniniaceae
Product: putative argonaute sirna chaperone complex subunit arb1 protein
Exons: 5
Coding region: 1-1635 (544 amino acids)
Biological process (GO): regulatory ncRNA-mediated gene silencing
Cellular component (GO): ARC complex
Source: RefSeq, a predicted model, not a curated record
AUGUCGUCGCAGCCUACUGACCCGCCUAUGGCGGCAGAUACCCCUGCUCUGAACUCUGUUACCAGAGCUGCACAGCCUACUGAGGCUGCUCCAGUCGGCUCCAUGGCUGAAGAGGUCACUGCUAGUGAUGUCGUCCAGACCGGCGGAGAGAAGAGCGGUGACGCUGUUCCCAAUAUGGGCGACACUACUGAUGCGACCACCAAGAAGAAGAAGAAGAGCAAGAAGUCCAAGGGCAAGUCCCUGGAGAAGCGCGAGUAUUACUGCGAUCCACCCCUGACUGCCAAUGAGCAUUGGGAGGAGCAGAACAACAUCUACACUACCGAUCGACCUUGCCGCGAUCGUUUUCAGGAGGGCAUCCAACGUUUCGGUGGUCGCCGUCGCAUGAAUAAUGAUCAACGCAACUACUUCUCCAAGUUUCUCAUGCUGGGCGGCAUCGACACCACCCAGCGUCAGUUCCAGGGUACCUCCAACAUGCCGAAGGGCAAGAAGGACGACCCCGGCGAAGAUGCUGAUGAGGAGGACAUUGUCCUCGAUGCUGCUGAGCAACUGUCCAAAGAGGAGAAGAACCGUCUGGAGAAGGACGACGUCAUCCGCGCUGAGGCGAACGACGUCAUCUCUCUUGACCCCAACGUCACCCGCUUCUACAGCCCCGGUGCAGAGGGUUGGGUCGAGGGAGACUUCGAGGCUGUUGCAGCUGGUUUCUUGAGCAGCAAGUUCAUGAACGAUCUGUCCGCCCGAGAGGGUGCCGUUGACACCGCCAUUGCGACCGUCAUCAGCUUCUUGAAGUACCUCCUGCAGCACGACGUCUGCCCUGAGUACGAGGCGAACGUCAAGAAGGCCUGGGAGGUCUGCGAGCGUGCCAAGAUCGAGCUGCCUAUGUGCGCCGCUGUCAUCCGCGAGGCGCCCGGUGAUUUUAACACUGCUGCGCGCAUUCUCUUCUGCACCGAUCAGCAGCCGCACGACUGCACUGUGGAUCCCGCCCAUCCCAUGGAGGCGUACCGCGAGAAGGACCCGAAGUACUGGGAGUUUCAGGAUGCGAUCCUCGUCCCCAAGAGCUUCAAGGCGAUGUUCAUCUUCAAGUCUACCAUGGCUUUCUCCAUUACCCACUUCAUCGUGCCGUGGGACUACGAGGCCAAGGGUUACGCCAUCAAGGACACCUACAACCAGGACUACGAGGUCGUCGAUCCCAAGGAUCAUCAGAACGUCAGCGCCAACCCCGAGUUUCCCGGUGAGGGUGACGAGUUUAUCCACUCUGCCCUCGACAAGGAUCACAACCUCAAGCCCGUUGGCAAGAUCUUCGUGAAGCCCUGCGUCAUCGAGGACGGCUGGGACAACCGUCUGUCCCGAGCCGACGCCAGCGACAAGGUCGAGUUCUUCUUGCUCGAGGUCCACAUUCUGCACCUUCUCACCAUCGGCAUGAAGCUUCGCUUGGUUGUCUGCGAGCUGGACUGCGGCUUCAAGUUCGUGAAGCAGGUUCUCGACGUCCUGCCGUCCUUCUACACCUUCCUCCCGCAGGAGCUGAUGCUCCAGUACAAGGAGCCGAAGCUCAACGAGCGCCCUGCUCCCUCUGUCGAUGACCCCGAUGUCGAGGAUCGUGCUCUCGAGAACGCGGCUUGCACCGAUGCCAGAGAGUAG